AUGAAGUUCAACCUCCUACAUUAUAUUCCACACCAAGAAGUGGUAAAAAUAAGCAAUGAGAGCAGAGUGACUGAGUUUAUCCUAAUGGGGUUUCCCCUCAGCCGCCAGAUGGAAAUCUUCCUCUUUGUUCUGUUCCUCAUGUUCUACCUGGUCACCCUCUCAGGCAACUUGGUCAUCAUCACCAUCACCUUGACUGAUUGCCGGCUCCGAACCCCCAUGUAUUUCUUCCUGUGGAACUUCUCCUUCAUGGAGAUCUGGUUCACUUCCGUCACGGUGCCCAAGCUCCUCUCCGGUUUGCUCUUCGGGAGCAGGAUCAUCUCCUUCACCAGCUGCAUGGUACAAAGCUUCUUCUACUUCUUCCUGGCAGUGACGGAGUUCCUCCUCCUGGCCGUCAUGUCCUUUGACCGAUAUAUUGCCAUCUGUAACCCACUGAGAUACACAGUCAUCAUGAACAGCCACGUCUGCUCCGUGCUGGUCUUUGGGGCCUGGACUGGGGCCUUCUUCUAUGUCCUUGGACCACUGAGUGCUGUCGCUGAGGUACCCUACUGUGGCCCCAAUGGGGUCAACCACUUCUUCUGUGACAUUACACCACUGGUUAAAUUGUCCUGCAAGGAUGCCCAUGUCCUGGAGUCAGCCAUUUUCAUCAUGGCAUCAGUGCUUAUCCUGAGCUCCUUGGUGGUGACUGCAGUGUCCUACAUGUACAUCAUCACCACGGUGCUCAGGACCCCCAUGGCUCAGGGCAGGCAAAAGGCCUUCUCCACCUGCACCUCUCACAUCACAGUGGUCAGCAUUGUCUACAGCACCCACAUCUACAUGCAUGUCCGCCCCAUUGAAAGCAGCUCCUUGGAGCUCAACAAGGUGGUGGCCUUGCUGACCUCUGUGGUGACACCAUCCCUCAACCCCUUCAUCUACACCCUCAGGAACGAGCAGGUCAAACAGGCCCUGAAGGAGGCUGUAGCUCAGAACAAGGUCUUCCUGUUCUACAAAAAGUUUAUCCCCUAA
This is a messenger RNA of Gopherus flavomarginatus (Mexican gopher tortoise), 1002 nucleotides long. RefSeq names its product olfactory receptor 6M1-like. The coding region runs from base 1 to 1002 and encodes 333 amino acids. Gene Ontology annotation, molecular function: G protein-coupled receptor activity; olfactory receptor activity. Lineage: Eukaryota; Metazoa; Chordata; Testudines; Testudinidae. The transcript is spliced from 2 exons. Gene Ontology annotation, cellular component: membrane. Gene Ontology annotation, biological process: G protein-coupled receptor signaling pathway. The record is from RefSeq and is a predicted model, not a curated record.